GCAAGCUUCUCUCAUCUCUGUAUCCCAGUAACCUAUCCCAUUCCAAGCCUGAGGCACCGGAGCUUCUUACUCGUUUCCAUUCAUAAGCAGCUCGGCUACCCCCAAACAAAGAUGAAGAUCGGGAAGGCUCCUGAGCUCGUGAAGAAGGCAGUAGCGAUGUGCAAGAGCAAGGCCAGCGUGCUCGCUGCCAGGCUCCUCAUCCCCGACUCGCUCCAGCACCGCAAGAUGGCCACGGCCGCGGUGGUCUCUCACAAGAUCGACGCGCUUAUUAUGGCCGACUGGGAGAGAUUUGACCGCCACAAAGCUCUCGCGUUGUGCACGGUCGAGAAGAGACCGGUCGUCGUCCAUGAGGAUGAUUUGGCGGCCAAUUUCCCUCGUCACUUGGCGAUGAUCAGUCAAGAGAAUGGUCAUGGUGGCUGCCAUGCUGACAGGACACUGCAUCCCCUCUUCAACGACGACCACAUAAACUGUCGUUACACUUACGAUGGUGAUGUGCUACUUGAUUCAUGUGAUCAAGACGAUGAUGAUGAGUCGUCAGUCAUGGAUGUGAUCAGGAGUAACCAAGAGGUUGAGGGGUUGGAGUUCAACAUGGAGGAAGAGAUUGACCAGGCUGCUGAUAUGUUCAUUCGGAGGUUCCGGCAGCAGCUGAACGAGGGAUUUUAGGGUCCUGUUUGCACAUGCAUGUACCUCGCCUUAGGGUGUUGUCUUUCUUUUAGGUGCCCACAAUUUAGAAUUUUUUGUAGAAAUGAGUAUGAUCGAGUAGGAUUUGAGGCUUGACAAACAAUGAUCCUUUUUGUCAUUUAUUCUUUUAACAAUUUUGUCAACAUCUAA
This is a messenger RNA of Triticum aestivum (bread wheat), 831 nucleotides long. RefSeq lists its product as uncharacterized. The transcript has a single exon. The coding region runs from base 112 to 663 and encodes 183 amino acids. Lineage: Eukaryota; Viridiplantae; Streptophyta; Magnoliopsida; Poales; Poaceae. The record is from RefSeq and is a predicted model, not a curated record.